Messenger RNA from Baudoinia panamericana UAMH 10762, 3466 nucleotides. RefSeq lists its product as uncharacterized. The coding region runs from base 272 to 3385 and encodes 1037 amino acids. The transcript has a single exon. Gene Ontology annotation, biological process: GPI anchor biosynthetic process. The record is from RefSeq and is a predicted model, not a curated record. Gene Ontology annotation, molecular function: mannose-ethanolamine phosphotransferase activity. Gene Ontology annotation, cellular component: endoplasmic reticulum membrane. NCBI's taxonomy places the organism in Eukaryota, Fungi, Ascomycota, Dothideomycetes, Mycosphaerellales, Teratosphaeriaceae.
GAGCAGGCGCGCAUCAUUGGUCCGAGGGCGGAAUAUUGGUAGGCGGUGACGUCGGCGCUUGCGGUUAGAGCUGGUUCAAUCAAACCCCAACCCUUCGAAACUUACCCGGGUUAAUCAAUACUAAGGUAGUUGUUAGUUCAGAUCACCCAGCACCGACUGCAAACCAGACAAUAUCGCAAAACAUGGACGACUUCGCGACUCCUGAUAGCCUGUGCUCCGCGAUAGCUGAGAACGAUCACCGAACGAGAUAGUCGUAACUCCACACGUGCCGAUGGAAGAUGGCGCGCCUAGAAAGUCCGCGGUCGACGAGGUCAAAGCCCAGAACCAUCGCCUCGCAACGCAGUUCAAAGCGCGACAUGUUUAUACUGUGACCUUCUUCUGUCUGAUCCUGGUCUUCCACGUACUGGCACUGUACCUCUUCUGCAGCGGCUUCCUUCUCUCUCGACUAGUCCUGCAAGACCGAUCAGAAUGCGGCGUGCCACCAACAGACCUCAAUACCAGGUAUACGUCAGGCUCGAUAGAGAAAGGCUGCUGGUAUCCGAAAGUCUUCGAUAAAGCUGUUAUUAUCCUCGUCGAUGCACUCCGAUACGACUUCACCGUACCGUUCCAACCUCUCCCCGGCGACAAGCAACCGCACUAUUUCCAUAACGCACUGCCAGUGCUGUACGAGACGUCUGUCCAGUCACCGAACAAUGCAUUUCUACGGCCUUUCAUAGCUGAUCCGCCCACUUCGACGUUGCAGCGGCUCAAGGGUCUGAUGACCGGCACUCUGCCCACAUUCAUCGACAUAGGCUCUAACUUCGCCGGCACUGCAAUUGACGAGGACAACCUGAUUGAGCAACUGUACAAGUCAGGCAAGAAAGUCGCGCAUCUAGGAGAUGACACUUGGCACUCUUUGUUUCCGGGCUACUUUGAACCCAAUCUGACGCGACCAUUCGAUUCUUUCAAUGUGUGGGACCUGCAUACGCUCGACAACGGCGUCAACGAGCACCUCUUCCCACUUCUAGAGCCAGAGAUGACUAACAAAUGGGAUGUGUUGAUCGGCCACUAUCUCGGCGUAGAUCAUGCUGGUCAUCGCUAUGGGCCUGAUCAUCCUGAAAUGGCUGCCAAACUGAGGCAGAUGGACGGCAUCUUUCGUCGCGUCGUCGAUAUGCUGGAUGAAAGUACGCUUCUCGUCGUGAUGGGCGACCAUGGCAUGGACAUCAAAGGCGACCACGGAGGCGAGUCUGACGAGGAAGUUGAAGCUGCACUAUGGAUGUAUUCUAAGCGGCCAGUCUUCGGAUCCCAGCUAGGCCACCCAAUCGAACCGCCUCCAACUGCCAAAGAACGCGCAGUAAGCCAGAUCGACUUGGUACCCACGCUCGCCUUUCUGUUGGGUCUGCCGGUGCCUUUCAACAACCUCGGCCAACCAAUCCCAGAAGCUUUCCUAGGGACUAGGCUCAGCGAUACACCUGACGAUGCGUACGGUAGCCUUGUCGACAUCAACAAGCUCACUGCUUGGCAAAUUUGGCGAUACCAAAUGCAAUACAACAAAGCGCGCGGGAUUGAGCACUCUGCUACGUCCGCGCCGUCGAAACGGUUCACGACAGCGAAUGACGAGUACGCAAACUACCUUGACGACCGCGUUGGAGGAAGGCAUGACCACGUCGCACGCUUGUACGCUGCCUACCAAGCCGAGAAUCUGCGCAUUUGUCGAGAUUUAUGGGCACGCUUCGAUCUCGUCAGCAUGAGCAUGGGUAUCACAGCGCUCAUUGGUACUUUCGCUCUACUUGCCAUCUACGCGCAGGCUAUCAAAAUUGAUAGAGCGGCCAUCACUCCAGCAUUGCUACGGUACGGCGCCGCGGGUACAGCUGGAGGCGCUCUACUCGGAGCAGUGGUAGGCUCACUUCCAUCGCUCUCCUUGCUUCAACUCUCCAUCUUUGGCGCCGUUACGGGCGGAGUUACUGCUACUGCUGCAGGCUUCUGGCCGGAGCGCAAGAUGCUCGCGCUUCCGCUUCCUUCUACCUUCUGGGGCGGUCUCUGCUUCCUUGUCACUCUCAUGCUGUGCGGUGGCUUCGCUGCCAAUUCUUUCACGAUUUGGGAGGAUGAACAGCUGUUGUUUAUCCUUGUCACGUUCGGCGUGCUUUUGCUGGGCAGCUCCUUGGGCCGGCCUGAGCGUGAGGAUAGAGUGCUCGGCGCUAUUCACGCUCUGUCUUUCAUCGUUGCAACACGACUGAGCUCGCUUUCUCGCCUGUGCCGCGAAGAGCAGAUGCCGAACUGCAGGUCUUCGUACUACGCUUCCGCUACAUCAUCGACCUCGGCAGCUUGGCAGCUCGUCAUUCCAUUCGCGGUCCUGGCUGUGCUGCCCUCCGUGAUCGCGAGUGUCUAUGCACGGACGAAGAACUACCAAGGCUCAGCGGUGGUGUGGAUUGGAUAUGCGUUACGUAUCGGGCUGCUCAUGGUCGCCGGAUUCUGGGUUCUAGAUGUCGCGGAUGAUGGGAGCUGGUUCUCGCACAUAGCGAAAGAAACAUUGAAGACUUCGAGGGUGUUGGUGGCCCAAAUGGUGCUCGCGCUGGCAUUUGCCGCAGGCUACGCUACGUAUGUGAUGGCAGCUCCGCUGGUCGACGUUAAGCAGGAAGACGUUGCGGCGACCGAGCCUCCCGCGCCAAAGGCACUGGAUCCGGAUGAUGCGAAUGGGCCAAUCUUCACCCCACUCACUAAUGGGAACAGCACUAAACCGAAACGGCGCAUUAUCAUUCUCGGCUAUGCGAAUAUGUACGGCACGAGAUAUCUUCUUCUACCUUGCGUAUGGAUUCUCGCAUUGCAGUUGGUCCAGAAACCGAUGGGUCAAGGCACGCUCGCGCUAUGCAUGAUCUCAAUUCUGAACGUGCUGGAGAUAGUCGAUGCCAACGACCUGCGCCAGUCGUCUGUCGGACCGAUCGUGCUGGCACUGCUCGGCAGCUUCUACUUCUUCAAGACAGGCCAUCAAGCCGCCCUCUCCACCAUCCAAUGGGAGUCAGCCUUCAUCCCACUCAAGACGAUCCGAUACCCGUGGAGUCCGCUCUUGGUGGUGCUGAAUAGCUACGGAGCACAAAUCCUGUGCGCUAUUGCUGUCCCGGCUAUCGCGGUAUGGAAGGUCAACCCCAAGGAGCCAGGUCUGCUGGGACAGAUUGCUGGGUCAAUGGCAACGCACAUUCUGUUCUAUGCUGCGAUUGCGACAGCCACAGUUGUGGAGAGUGCGUGGUUGAGAAGGCACUUGAUGCUGUAUCGGGUCUUCAUGCCGAGGAUGCUGGUGGCGAUUACGGUGCUUGUGCUGGUCGAAUUUGUGGGGGCGCUGGUGGGGCUCGUAGGAGUAAGAUGGGCGGUGGGAAGUGUCGGGGAGGUGUUUGGAUGGGCGGAAGAGUAGAUACUAGCUGACUACGCGUGUCUCACGCUCCUCUAGCGACUGUUGACAUGCCCUGAUCGUAAAUCUGUUCCUGGCUAUAAA